CGAGCAGGCAGAAGUGCUGCGUGCGAAUCCCGAGAGCUGCAAACGGCUUAAGGGAACAAUCGUUCAGUCCCGACCUUCACCAUUUUUGUCGCGAUGAUACGAUUGAAAUAGUCGCUUCAGAGCGCCUGCAGCAAAUUUUACUCGGUAUAAUUACGCAAGAGACGAAAUGAGCCACCUAAAUGCCGGUCUUCUGUCGGCCUACAACAGCCUUACAGACAAACAUCUGGCUGGAUACUUCAGUAACACGCGGAUCAGACGACACCUGGUGAAAGUAGGGCUGAUCACACGGAGUGGGAGCAUUGUCCCAGAUAAGGAGUACAAGUACAAUGUGAUGAGGAAAUACCAUGAAAGGCACAUGCGUGAAUGUCUGGCCCAAGCCAUAUUCAACAAGGUGUUGGACAUAGAGCGACACCACCAUAUACAAAUCAAGAAAAAACUGGAGGAUUUUGCACAAAGGGAACGUGUGAAUAAAAUCAAGGUGGAACGUUCCAGAAGAUACAAUGGUGACAUCAUUCCUUUACGUUCUCCGAGGCCUCCGUCAGGCCCCAGAAAUGGACAUACUUGGCAUUCUGGGCCAGAAGUGGAACCGUCAGAGUCCUCUGAAUCUCCUGGUUCCUCUCGGCCCAACACGGCCCCAGAGAAAAUUCAGAGGCCCAUCCGGCUCCAGCCCAUAAACAGUGGCUCCACCCACAGGCCAUCCCAGUCCUCCAGCCCCAGGACUUCCUCUGGGGACAAGGAGCGGCUUGGCAGCACUGUGCUGGAACGAGAUCCCGUGAGGCAUGUGGCAACGGGCAAGUAUUCCAGUGGGAUAUCUCCUUAUUGUCUUCCGGUCAUCAAUAAUUUUGUCACUCCAGUGCCCCCUUCAUCCAAAAGAAAAGCAAGAAGUUUUAAAAGCACCCCCAAUGGAACUAUGAGGGGAAGAAAAUUGCGUCCCACCACAGCUCCCAGCAUUCCCGCGGUCACAAAGGAGUCCAAGUUCCAUAAGAUGUCGACACACAGCAGUGCGUCAGUAACAAUGGUGCUUCACUGCAAGUCGCUGAGAAUUUCUCACAAUGACAUAGACCUCAGGCAUGAGGUGAAGGUCUUCCAGCAGCACUGUGGAGGGGAGAAUAUCUGCGUGUACAAAGGGAAGCUAAGAGAGGGAGAGCCUUUCCGGUUCAUCUCGCGACGGCACCGUGGCUUCCCCUUCAGUCUCACUUUCUACCUCAAUGGCCUGCAGGUGGAACGCCUGAGCUCUUGCUGUGAGUUCAGGCACCGAAGGGGCUUCAGACUUGGGGGGAAGCGUGGCCACUUCAGCUUUGUCAGUGUGGAUGGGGCCUCUCCAUGCUACAAGUGUAUCAUUGCUAUGGGUCUAGACAAGAAGCCCACCCCUCCCCCAAUUGGAAGACAGCAGGACACAGAAGGAGAAGGCUUUCUUGGUAAUUCCCUGGAGAUGACUGAGGACUCCAGAGACAAAGAGAAAGAAAAUGUCAAAGAGGAUAGUCAGUGCAAUAUGCAAGCAGAAUCCAGCCAAGGACAUGACAGCAACCACAGGGAUUCUGAGGAGAAAGAUAGUAUACAAGACAAGGAGGAGGACAAAGCAAAAGAUGGCUACGACGAGGACUUUGAAGCUGAUGACGAAAGAGUAGAUGAUGAGAGGGAUGAGUCAGAACCUCAUGCAAUGAAUAAAGAGACCUCUUCUCCAUCUAAUGAAGGCAGGGAUUUUCAAAGUGAAAGCAAAGAAGACAGAGAGAUUGACAACCAAGAGAGUGAGGACAAUGAGAAAGACAUAUACACUGACAGUGAGGCUGAAGAAGAUGACAAAAUCAGAAAGAAGACAACGCCCUCUCUCUCUUCUAGGACUUCCUCUUUCUCCUCAGACAACAGCAAUGAGGACUCUGAGAGUGAAGCAGAAGAGAUGAAGGAAGCCAUGCCUGAUAGAGCUUCCAGCUCUAUCUCCAAAGUAGAAUGGACAGAGGAUGAUAAGACAGGGCAAGAUGUAGAGGAGCAUAUCCAGUUGGAGCAUAGUGAAGAUGAUCCCAGACAAGGUAGGUUGAAAGAACUGAAGGCUUCUGAAGAACCUAUGAAAGCAGCAUCUACAGAUAACGACGAGGCUACUUCUGAUGCAAACGUCAAAACCACACCAACAGUGGAGGCCGUAGGCCUUGAACCACUAGAUAGUGCAUUGGACAGGGCCAGCUUGGAGGGCUCUCUCAGUAACAUGCAGACAGGUAUGACUGGAGGUGUUGCCAGAGAUGAUACAGAGGCCAGCACCAGGGAAACUGUUGAGGAUGUGGAGCCUGAGAGGGCCAAGUCUGUGCAGGAGAAGUUGGCUGAAGCCAUAAUGAAGGAGGCCCAGUGUGACUCAGAACCAGAAUUCAGUGACACCAGCACUGAGGAAGAGGAGGAACAGAACUGCCCUGGUGUGCAGGUACAAGAAAAUUUCACUGCCGCCCUUCCACAGUUACCCUGCACAAAGAUCAAGGUCACUGAUGAGCAACCAGUGGGCGCUGAAGGAGAAGCUCCUGUAAAGGACAUUGAGGAUGAGAUGAAUGCUAACUUUGUGGAGAAUCAGAAAGUAGAAGAUACCACAGAGCUGCCUCAGGAGGCACAGGAGCCAGGUUUUGAAACAGAAGAUGAAAAGAUGGAGGAAACCUCAACAAAAACUGAGCUUCAGGAACAAAAAACUUCGAGAAUGGUCCUGGAAAAUUCUGAGGAGGUCCUGCAGGAAAGUGAAAACAAUGUAAAGGAGAACAAAAUGGAGAUGGCAGCCACAGAGACAGGGGAAAACCAGACAGAUGAGUCUGGUGAAGCCCAUGCUGAAGGCACAGAUUAUAAUUUUAUGGCAGUGUGUGAAGGCAAAGCAGAGGAGAAUGAAAACAAUGACAAUGCCGAAGACAAUGAGACUCGAGGAGAAGGAACUGAAGAUGGAGGAGACCUAAGUGCAGCGGAGGUAGCUGUAUCUAACAUGUAUGAUGAUGAGGCAAAAGCUGAGGAUGAAUGGACUGCAGUGGAGGCAAACAAGACUGAGGAAGGUGACACAGAUGCGUCAGAACACAAUGAAAGCAGUGGCCGCGAAAAGGGAGAAAUUCUAGAGCACACUACAGAAGGAGACACUGAAGAGACAAAUGAAAAAAAUGACACCAUAGGACAGAGUGAUGAACUGACAGAGGCUGAACUAGAGGCACCUACAGAAGAAGAAAGGAACUUAGACAAGCUCAGCACAUUGGAAGAUGGAAGUGGACAUACAGAGCAAGAAGAAAAUCAUGAUACCAUUCAGCAAGAUAAAGCUCAGACUGGGGAGGAAGAUGAUGAUUUUAAUAUUAAAAAAACAAGUGCCCAGGAGAACCAGGUUAAUGAUGAAGACAAUACAGAUAUGGUAGCAAUAGGUGAGAACAAUAAUGAGGUACAAGAGGAGCCAACAGAAGAAGCAGACUCUGUAGCUGAACAGGACAGCAGUAGUACUAUGGUUCUACCGGCAACAGACGAGGAAGCAACCACAGAUCAGCCAGCAAUAGUUAAAGAGGAACAAAAACCCCCAGACUAUGAGGAUAAGUCUGAAAACUUACUCAAAAUGACAGUAGAAACAGAGACUAAGAAUGAAGAGUUGGAUGAAAAAGAGGGAGACAUAGAUCUUAAGGAAAAUGAUUCAGAACCUAAGGAAAUGGGAUCCAAAGAUGAGCUGCAUGUGGAAGAACAAAUAGAACUAGAAAAUAACACUGAGAUGGUGAAUGGGAAUAUGGAUACAGAAUUAGAGUGUGAAACUGAGACAGUUGUUGAGACUGAAGUUGAGCAGACUGUAGUUGAAAAUGAGAAUGACAGAUCAAACUUAACAGAGACAGUUGUUAAAUCACAUACAGUAGAAGAAGACAGAGUUCAAGCAGAAGAGUGUGAGGGUGAUAAUGGAAGUGUUUUCCUUGAUGCAGACCAAAGUCAUAGCCGAACAAAAGAUCUACAAGGCCAGGACGCUGAAAGCAAUGAAUCGGAAAAAGAGCAAGAAGCAGAAACGGUAAUGCCAAGAAGCAUGAAAGCUGAAAAUGGAGAGAUGCGGGUCCUUGAGAUUGAAGAACAGGAGGAAACCAAAGCAGAACUGGUCAUGACAGAAGAAGGAGUAAAAGCAGAAUUAGUCAAGUCAGAAGGUAAUACAGAACAACCUCAGAAUGAUGCUAGUGAAACAGACGAAAAGCAAAAACUGGAAAGUGAAGAAAAGGGUAUUCCGGGAGCAAACAUAGAAAAUGAAAAUGAGGAAACUAAGACAUCACCAGAAGAACAUGAGGAGACUCAAGAUCUACUUGAAGGAAGCACUGAUGGCAUAAAUAAACAAGGGCCAACAGAUGUGGCUGAUACAAACAUCACUGAGGCUGAAUCUGAGUUGAAAGCACAAGAUGAGCAGCAUGAUCAGGUGCAACCUUUAAUGGAAAGUGAUCCCAACAAUGUGCUAGACACAGAAAAUGAUGGCAGGGAUCCCACCAUAGCUAAGAAGAAAGACUAUGAAAAUGAAGCAAAUGUGGAGGAAUACUGUAUGGUUGAUGGAGGAAACAGAGAUGAACAAGUAAUAGCAGAAGGUCAAUCAGACAUCAUGGAGAACAGAUUGGAGAUUACUGAGCCUACAGUGAUUGAAGAGCUAGACGUGUUAAAUGAGACCGAGAGCAGAAAAGCUGAAAGAGAGGAAAAAGUGAAUAAAUCAGAAUUGAAUGAUUUCAAUGACAUAUCUGAGGAGGAAGUAAAAACAGAACAGAAUGAAGAGACCAUUGAUACCCAUGGUACACCCAAUUUGUUAACACAGUCUGUAGGUCAGUUCAUGAAUACUGAAUGUGAACCAGAAGCUGUAAUUGAUGAUGAUGUGUUUAACACUACAUCUGAUGUGAAAAAUGCAGAAGCUACAGCUAAAGAGGAUGACAAGGAUCACGUGACUAACUUGGAAGACAAAGAGGCAGAAGUGCCUAGCUAUGAAGAGGAAUCCUUGCAUGAGGACAAAGCUGAUUCUCAGCCCCUGGUCACAGAACCUAGAGAUGGGGAGGAUACAUCUGAGCUCAGAAGCAAUCACUCCAAAGACGAAGAAGCAGGAGGAUUAAGGGCUACUCAAGGCAUGUCAGAUGAUGAUACAGAGAAAUACAGUACAGAGGCUGUUCCAAAAACUGAAGACCAGAGCAAAGACAAAGUUGAAAGUUCAGUGUCCCACUCUGAACUAGAAUAUAGAGGCGAAACACAGUAAGCAUUUCUCUAUGCUGACACUAUGAAAGCUUUAUUGACAAUUGCUAAGGAGGAAUUAAAACAUUUCAACCAUAGUUCAAGGGGACCUAGUAGUAUAACUGAAGACAAGAGGAUACACAGAAAAUAUUUACAUUGUAAUAUGAAGAACUCCAUAAUUGUGUCACACAGAUGCUUGUUUCUACUACGCUAAUGUUAAAAUAACUGAAAUAGGAUGGUUUCCUAAUCUGUAAAAUUUAGACUCAAAAGAAAGAAUUCAUAAGGUGGUAAUUUAUUCUUGAAUUUUGUCUUUACAGGACUCUUGAGUCCUGGACAUAAGGAGCAGAAUUUACUUUAAAUUCUGUGUUAGUUAUUGUUAUGUGUAGUUUUGGUUGCUUUUCGCUCAUGUGCUGAAUCAGAAUCAGUGUGGGAGUAAGCUGCAAAACCAUUCACAAGUCAUGGUGUCUAUGUCCAAGCACAACAUUCAAACACUACAGCUUCUGUUAGUGAAAAUAAGAGCCAAGCUCUCAAUCAGUUGCACUCUUGGAAAAAUCAAUUAUUUUAUUUCCCAUGAUAAUGGAGACUCAUGAUCAAUAUUGCAAAGUGGUUAGCAGUUGAGGUGUAAGUGGCAUUCUGAUUAUUGCCUUCCCUGCCAUCGUAACAGACUUUGACAGUGGUCAGACUCAUCUUUUCUAAGAGUCCUGCAGAAGGUCUAGUUAUUAUUCUGAAAUGGACAGCACACAGGCCACACAGCUCAUCUCAAAUAAUUCAACAACAGAAUAUGAUUCCCUACCCACAUCCUUUUCCUUACCCACACAGUCUUACGUUUGUACCACACAAUGUCACUAUCUCAAGAACCUCUAUUGUCAAGGUCUGGUGUCAGUGUGUUGCUACUGAACCAGGUAUAGUAAAUGAAAACUUUGCGUGAUCCAUCAAAAAGUAUAUGAAUCACUUGCACUUAAUAUUUGCACUUUUGGCUGUGGAUCUAAUGGGAUUUGAGGUAAAUUAUACACCCAGGGUCUAUCAGUAUAGGUAAUUUAUUUGUCCAGCGGAAAAAAAUAUUUAUUUUUCUAUGUCUUAAAUGUUCCUCCAAAGGAAGAAUUAUAUUUCUUGUAAUAAGGUGUGUUUGAACUUCAUCACUCAUCAUUUUAGUUAGAUAUUGCUUAAGUAUUUCAUCUUCAUGUCACAAUAUAAACAUGAAUUAUACCCAUUCAGCUGGCAACUCAAUAAAAUGAAGCUGGUCAUAUGUAACACUGAGGAUUUUGUUUUUGUUUUUUUUUUUCUGUUGUGAAUUUGGUAGUUGUCAGUAUAUUAACUCAAAACAAAUGUAGAAAAUUUUUCUGUUCUUCAACUACUGCUCAGAUAACCAUGUUACAACAAAGGCUUAUAUGAUCUGUAGAGAGCCAAAUUAUUUUCACAUUUUACACAGGAAACAAAGGAGAUUGUCAGUAGACUUUUCACAUGUUCACUGUAGACUCCUCUUUACAAAAUUCUCACUCUAUUUUCCAGUUUUAUCUGGUUUAUCUGGUUAAUUUGUCAUGUAGUGUGUUACAAAUAAGUAUUAUUUUUGAAUAAAUCUAUAUAUCGCAA
Messenger RNA from Scleropages formosus (Asian bonytongue), 6759 nucleotides. It is a transcript of the gene erich3, whose product is annotated as glutamate-rich 3. The record is from RefSeq and is a predicted model, not a curated record. NCBI's taxonomy places the organism in Eukaryota, Metazoa, Chordata, Actinopteri, Osteoglossiformes, Osteoglossidae. The transcript is spliced from 14 exons. Bases 167 to 5194 code for a protein of 1675 amino acids.